AUGCUUUCCGGCGUGUUAAUUUUCAAUCAAAAAGGCGAAAACCUCAUCUUUCGCGCAUUCCGCAAUGACUGCCGACCGCGACUCGCUGAUGUCUUUCGCAUCCAAGUCAUUUCCAAUGCUCAGGUCCGCUCUCCGAUCCUGACGCUCGGCAGCACGACCUUUAGCCACGUCAAGCAUGAAAACAUCUACCUCGUCGCUAUUACGAAAAGCAAUGCCAAUGCUGCACUGGUAUUCGAGUUUCUUUACCGCCUUAUCCAGCUCGGCAAAGGCUACUUUGGCAAAUUUGAUGAGGAGGCCGUCAAGAACAACUUUGUCUUGGUGUACGAAUUAUUAGACGAAAUCAUUGACUUUGGCUAUCCUCAAAAUACCGAAACCGACACGUUAAAGAUGUACAUCACCACAGAGGGCGUCAAGUCCGAGUCCCGACCCGAAGACACGUCCAAAAUUACGAUGCAGGCCACAGGCGCCUUGUCAUGGCGCAAAGCAGACGUACGAUAUCGAAAAAACGAGGCAUUUGUCGAUGUCAUCGAAGAUGUUAAUCUGCUCAUGUCAGCCACGGGCGCAGUCCUGAGAGCCGAUGUCACUGGCCAAAUUGUCAUGCGAGCGUACCUUUCUGGCACUCCAGAGUGCAAAUUCGGCCUCAACGACCGACUCCUCCUCGACAACGACGGGUUGAAGUCUCUUCAAAGUGGGAAUAAGCUCGGGUCCAAAGCAACAAAAGCUGCGGCGGGCAGUGUUACUCUGGAAGACUGCCAAUUUCACCAGUGCGUUCGACUGGGCAAGUUUGACAGCGACAGAAUUAUCAGCUUUGUCCCUCCCGACGGCGAGUUCGAGCUCAUGAAAUACCGCGCGACAGAAAAUGUCAAUCUACCCUUCAAGGUCCAUGCGAUUGUGAACGAGGUUGGCCGAUCAAAGGUAGAAUACAGCAUCGGCGUUAAGGCAAACUUUGGACCCAAGCUUUUUGCCACCAACGUCAUUGUCCGCAUACCGACGCCGCUCAACACCGCCAAGAUUAUAGAGCGAUGCACUCAGGGCAAGGCCAAGUAUGAGCCUAGCGAGAAUUGUAUCGUCUGGAAGAUUGCUCGCUUCACGGGUCAGAGCGAAUACGUGCUGAGCGCCGAAGCUCUCCUCACGAGCAUGACAAAUCAACGCGCCUGGAGUAGGCCGCCUCUGAGUCUCAAUUUCAGUCUGCUCAUGUUCACAAGUUCAGGCCUGCUCGUACGAUACUUGAAAGUUUUUGAGAAAAGCAAUUAUUCUAGCGUCAAGUGGGUGAGAUAUAUGACACGGGCGGGUUCAUAUGAAAUACGAUUCUAG
This is a messenger RNA of Akanthomyces muscarius, 1314 nucleotides long. RefSeq lists its product as uncharacterized. The transcript has 3 exons. Gene Ontology annotation, biological process: intracellular protein transport; clathrin-dependent endocytosis. Gene Ontology annotation, molecular function: clathrin-cargo adaptor activity. The record is from RefSeq and is a predicted model, not a curated record. Gene Ontology annotation, cellular component: cytoplasmic vesicle; AP-2 adaptor complex. Lineage: Eukaryota; Fungi; Ascomycota; Sordariomycetes; Hypocreales; Cordycipitaceae. Bases 1 to 1314 code for a protein of 437 amino acids.